This is a messenger RNA of Linum trigynum, 423 nucleotides long. The record is from the annotation of a GenBank genome assembly. NCBI's taxonomy places the organism in Eukaryota, Viridiplantae, Streptophyta, Magnoliopsida, Malpighiales, Linaceae.
AUGUCGACAGUGGCGGCAUCCGCAAGGGCAGAAACAGGAAGUCACGAUUCUCAUAGUGAUACCACCACCGCAACCAGCAUCGGCGUCAACAACAAAAACCACUACGACAUAUUCGUUUCUCUCCAGCCCGCCGGCGGCCCUCCAACACCAAUCUCCAACGACUCCACCUCUUCCCAAGUACUCCUCGUCACCCAGGUAGAUCGCGUUUACCAGCCCCGCGGCACCACCACAACUUCAACAGCGAAAUCAUCAUCAUCACUGCCCAGGCAGAUAGUGGUGGAAUCACAUCGCUCCAGAUUCACAAUCCCCACCGACGACGACUCGUUCGGCGUCGAGUCCGUCUCCAAGAACAUGGUGUGUUCGAGUUUGAACCUCCCCUUCCCGUUGGAGAACAACAUCCAGUGGAGAUCGCUACCAUCUUAG